Arachis ipaensis is the source of this 1608-nucleotide messenger RNA. Lineage: Eukaryota; Viridiplantae; Streptophyta; Magnoliopsida; Fabales; Fabaceae. The record is from RefSeq and is a predicted model, not a curated record.
UGAUUAGUUUAAAAAUGUUAAAAUAGCGAGAGACUGAAGCUCGCAAUGAAAUGGUUACCCGUCUUGCUUUUUGGACUGUCCGUACAUUCUCUCUCUUCCCGCUGUCUCCUGCUUACUCUUCCAGCAGGGCAAGGUUUAGUGGAAAGUGUUUGAAUAAGGGAAUGGAUGUAGACGCUCAUUUGCUUCCCAAGUCUACUAAGUCUGCUAAUUUUCGAUUAUGCAAUGUCUCAGGUUACAAAUCUGAAAUAUUGGAGAUUCACGCUGUUGCUCCAAUUAUGCAUGUUCUGCUUCUGCCUGGGAACCCAGGUAUGGCUUCCAUUGUUUGUUUGCUUAUGUUUUCCCUUUUUUUUCUUUUUUUUUUAAAAAAAAAAAAAAUUUCCGAAAUUCUAUAUGACCAGCUUGAGGGAAAUGCCUCUAUCACAGCUAUUGGCCACAUCUCUCACACGAGAAAGAAUUGGGAGCAUGGACGGUUGUUCUCCUUAGAAGAACAAAUCAAUCAUAAGGUUGAUUUCAUCAGAGAGGAAUUGCAAAAGAAUGAGAUUCCUAUAGUACUGGUCGGGCACUCUAUUGGUUCUUACAUAGCCAUUGAAAUAUUCAAGAGGUUUCCAGGGAAGGUGAAAUAUUGUGUUGGACUUUAUCCAUUUUUGACAAUGAACCCAGAGUCAAAAACACAGUUGGUUAUUGGAAAGAUUUCAGAAUCCCAAAUUCUAUCAAUUGCUCUUUGUUACGUGAUAGCAUCAUUAGGAUUGUUGCCCGUCCGGGCUUUGAGGUUUAUAAUCAGAAAUUCCGUGGCAAAGUCAUGGUCAACUGAUGCAGUUGAUGCUACCUGCUCUCAUUUAUCACAGUAUCAUGUAAUGCGGAAUGUCUUCUACAUGGCCAUGACUGAAUUCAGAAAGAGCAACAAUUUGGGGACGAUUGAUUUACGAUAUCUGAAAACUAGUCCUGGCAAAGGAAUUUUCUUUCCAAGGGAAUCAGAAAUUCAGCUUCUCGGCUUCAGUGACUCUGAUUGGGCCGGAUGUCCUGACACUCGGCGAUCUUUAACAGAAGGACCGGAUUGGACAUUUAUAAGGGAAAGGAAGGCUCAAAUUUCAUUUUUAUUUGGCGAUGAUGAUCACUGGGGUCCACUUCAUGUUCUUGAAGAGAUAUCAAAGCAGGUUCCAGGUAUUACAGUAGCUGUUGAACGAGAGAACCAUACUCAUGGAUUCUCCUGCACUGAGGCUGGCUCAUUGUGGGUGGCUCAGCAUGUCGCGAACCUAAUAAAGAAUCAGACCUCUUUAACUAUGCAAUAAGCUCUUUCCUUUAUGUUAUGUGUGUUCUCACUUCUCAUUUCUCAAGUUGGCUAUACAGAAAGGAAUGAACAACUGAAUAAAUUUGAAUGUUGACUGAAGAAAGCUCAGUCAAUGUCCCUGUUGUGUGUGGGGGCUUAAUUAUUGUUUGAUUGAAUCAACGGGUAUCCACCUAUACGGAGAUUGAUUAAUGAUUACUAUAGGGUUUAGGGUUCAGGUUAAUUCCAUAUCAUUUUUAUCUUCCGAAUACCCAUUUCAAAACCACUAGUUAUAGAGAAGGACCAAAAGAGCAGACUUCUGAGUUCAGACUAUCAACGGCCGC